AUGGUACAUCCCGACGCUUCCCCUUCCGGGGAUUUCGAGGAAUCUGAAGGAUCGGAGCGAUACGGAGUUAGAAGAGGAAAUUUUAGCGAGUUGGACAAGGCGAGGUAUCGCUGGUUGAUUCGUAUCGUGUUUGCUGUCUCCAUCCUUGUGCUUUGGAACGAGUUCUCAUCCUCAAAGGGGGUCAAGCGCAUUCAGGCGGAUUACCCGACAGCCUUGAUGACGUCGUUUCAGAGCUUGAACUGCUCGUGGUCAUCAGGACCAUCCGAGUCAUCGAGGACGAGCGUUGACGACAUGCUGUUCUUCAUUGACAGCGUCUUCUUCCAGCGGUUUGGUUUGCUCUACACUUUGAAGGGAGAGACCCUUCGGGCUUCGUACCAGCACCGUCCCAGUUGGACUUACACGUACACGAUCUACGUUGUGUACACGCCCCACCUGUCAAUCCGAGGGCUAGAGAAACAGCUCGGCGAACUUGUCCGACAAACACCUUAUGAGAUCUUCAUGACUUCAGACUCGCGAUCUAUUCCUGGACUCUAUCGUUUCAAGAUGCGGCAGCGAGACAUGCCCGAGUACUCGAUCAUCAUGGAUUUUCUUCCAGCUGAUCGCUACCACCACCCGUUGAUCUCAAGAUCUGUCGCGAUCAAACCCGCCGGCUCAAGGCUCGUUUAUUCGUCUGCCAGCUCUGCCAACGAGUACGCGAGGAGGUGGAUCGGCUACAAGGCGUUCGCCACCGUCUGCCGGCAUGUCAAAGUCCCACCCCUAUGCGUUGGAGUGAUCGGUCUGCUGCUGUUCAGAUGCUACGUCACGUCAACAGAGACCAACUGCUUUGAGCGAGCUCCGCUGAUCGGUUAUCUCACCCUCCACUUUGGGAGCACGCAGGGCGAAGAUCCUCCCCUGCACGCUGAUCCCAUCAUUGAGAAUCUUCAACCACUACAGGCAGAUAUGAAUGUUUCUUUCCUCCAGUCUGUGAAACCUUGGAAUGUGCAGGACUCCCUCCGAUGCUUGAUCCCUUACGUUUGCACACCCUCGAGAUACCAUGGAGAAAUCUCCGUCGUGAUCACCUCAGUCUCCCUGGGUCUGCUGAUAUUGCUUGUUUGCUGUCAUGGUGAACUUCCUGCAGCCCUCCUACUCUCCAUCAUUCUGUUGGUGCGAAAUCGCCAGCGGACUUUCAUGCGGCACUCCAGGAAGUGUUCGUCGGUGACCAGGGUCGACACAACGUUUCUAGUCCUCCUCGCUCUCGUCGGGGCUGGAUCCUACUACAUGUACCAACGGCUGAGCAUGUACAGGAUGCCCUGGGUGGCAUGGGAGACGAUGAUAUCUCUCGCUUCCUUACACUUCACCUACUUCUUCAACUCCAACAAGUUCCCCGCUCUUGUCUGGGUCUUGAAGUCUUGCAAGGCGCUCGUACUCCCUCACGCAGCACGAAGGUGCAUCGAUGGCCUAGACCUGAUGCUCGGCCUCUCUACGUUCUCCUCCUUCGUGCUGAAGAAAUAUCACGGUGCCAAAGUUGCAGCCAAGGUGUUAGUGAUGUGCUGUGGUUCAGGAUGCAUUCUGAUGCUUGUUAUGAUCGUCUCCUCGAUAUUCUUCGGGCUGAGCACGUGCUGA
Messenger RNA from Guillardia theta CCMP2712, 1602 nucleotides. RefSeq lists its product as hypothetical. Bases 1 to 1602 code for a protein of 533 amino acids. The record is from RefSeq and is a predicted model, not a curated record. Lineage: Eukaryota; Cryptophyceae; Pyrenomonadales; Geminigeraceae. The transcript has 8 exons.